Molecule: messenger RNA, 3447 nt
Organism: Vigna unguiculata (cowpea)
Lineage: Eukaryota; Viridiplantae; Streptophyta; Magnoliopsida; Fabales; Fabaceae
Product: proline-rich receptor-like protein kinase PERK12
Biological process (GO): protein phosphorylation
Molecular function (GO): protein kinase activity; ATP binding
Source: RefSeq, a predicted model, not a curated record
GUGUCCGGUGAAACAGUAGGUAACCCGAGAUUGGAGGAGGCAAGCAUGACAACACAAAAACCAACAUGAAUCUUUGCAAACAUGAAAUGAAACUAACUACCUAAAUUAAUGCUAAGGAAGAAUGCACGUUCAUGACUCAUGAAUGUUUUGCAUUUGCAUGUUGCAGUCGUCACCGAUUCUCCAAAUUCAUCUUUUUUUCUCUUCCAUUUCAGAAGCGCACCACACAGAGAGCUUUCUGAACGCGUCGUGGCUAUCGUGCGGCCAAUUCCGUUUCCCAGUUUCUAGGAUUCGCUGGCGAAGAAGACUUCAUCACCCCAAUUCGAUUAAAUGCCAUUUUCUAAACAACAAGAACCCAUGUUGUUGUUUUUGCUGCUCUUUCUGCUUUGAACGUCUCAAAUGCAACCUCUGAAACUUUUUCGAGUUAUAAUCUCAUUGGUCCCAUCGGCAUUCCCACCUUUUGUUUUUUUGAAUUUUCUUGCCAUUUCUGAGUAUCAUCAACUUCAGAUUUAAUAGAGAAUCAGAAAUGGCUAACGAAUCCUCUUCAAAUGGGACGCCUAUGUCGGAUUCUGUUACGGCUUCAGCUCCGUCACAGUCCUCGUCGCAGCAGUCAUCGGACGACGCAGAGUCUCCGCCACCCUCGGAACCGCCGCCGCUACAGUCUUCACCGUCAUCGCCUUUACCAUCGCCGUCGAUAUCACCACCACCACCACCCCCAGAAAUGUCUUCUCCUCCACCUACCGUAUCUCCGCCGGAAUAUUCUCCUCCGCCGGCACCGGAGAAUUCCCCUCCCCCAUCAACUCCGGUUGAUUCAUCGCCACCACCAACUCCUUCUACUUCUCCACCACCAACCGCUUCUACUUCUCCACCACCAACCCCUUCUACUUCUCCACCCCCUUCUACUUCUCCACCCCCGUCUACUUCUCCACCACCAACCUCUUCUACUUCUCCACCACCUACCCCUUCUCCGUCGCCACCUCCGCCUGAUCAAUCUUCUCCCCCGCCAACACGUUCUCCGCCUCCUCCGUCACCAAGACGUUCAGCUCCACCACCAUCUCUCACACCGCCGCCACGUUCCCAACCGUCACCAUCACCGCCACCAUCACCAUCACCGCCACCUCCACAACCGUCAAAAUCACCGCCACCUCCACCCCCACAAAAUUCACCUUCAUCACCGCAACCUUACGUUGCUCCUCCACAGUUCCUUUCGCCUCCAACUCCAACCGCAACUCCACCUUCAUCGGCUUUUCGUAUUACCUUGGGUAGGGCGGAUCUGCAGACACCUGCAGCGUCAGCUCCCCCUUCACAACUGCGACCAUCACCACCAGAAUUACCACCGCGAAUAUUACCAACAUUACCUCCGAUUUUCCAUUUGUCUGCUCCCCCGAAGAGCAGCCUUACGCCGCCGCCGGCGGUGACUCCAAGCCCCUCCGGCAAUAAUACUACAGGACAAAUUGUUGGUCUUACUCUAGCCGGGGUUUUCGUCAUCGCCUUUAUUGUUCUGGUUAUUUUCUUUUUAUUAAGGAAUAAGCGAGAGAACAACCAUGUCGUGCCCUCCCCUGGAACAUCUAAUUUAAGAGGAGCAGGUACAUCAGGAGAUGUGCUUUACUAUGUAGAGGAGCCUGGUUUUGGGAGUGGAGCACAACAAGGUGGCAUGCAUAUAAGAACUCCUUCAGAUCCUGCGUUUAGCGGUGGCCAGUUAGUUUUUACCUACGAAAAGAUUGCGGAGAUCACUAACGGGUUUUCCCGCGAAAACAUAAUAGGGGAGGGGGGAUUUGGGUAUGUUUACAAGGCUUCCAUGCCUGAUGGUAGAGUGGGGGCACUUAAGACGUUGAAGGCUGGUAGUGGCCAAGGAGAAAGGGAGUUCAGGGCUGAGGUUGACACUAUCAGCAGAAUCCAUCAUCGACAUUUGGUUUCACUUAUUGGUUAUUGCAUAGCAGAACAGCAAAGAGCGCUUAUCUAUGAGUUCGUUCCUAAUGGGAAUCUCAAUCAGCACUUGCAGGGAACUGAAUUUCCAGUUUUGGAUUGGUCCAAGAGGAUGAAGAUAGCAAUUGGUGCUGCAAGGGGCCUGACAUAUCUUCAUGAUGGAUGCAACCCAAAGAUUAUUCACAGAGAUAUUAAAUCGGCAAACAUUCUUUUGGAUAAUGCUUACGAGGCACAGGUUGCAGACUUUGGACUUGCAAAGCUAACAGAUGAUACUAAUACUCAUGUAUCAACUAGGGUGAUGGGGACCUUUGGGUACAUGGCUCCAGAGUAUGCAACAAGUGGAAAAUUAACGGAUAGAUCAGAUGUUUUCUCUUUUGGAGUUGUCCUCCUUGAGCUUAUAAGUGGAAGGAAACCUGUUGAUCCAACGCAGCCCUUGGGAGAGGAGAGUUUGGUUGAGUGGGCUCGUCCACUUCUCCUUCGUACACUUGAGACAGGAGAAUUUGGUGAACUAGUAGACCCUAAGCUUCAACAACAAUACAUUGAAAAAGAAAUGUUGAAAAUGACUGAGGCAGCAGCAGCAUGUGUUCGCCAUUCUGCUCAAAAGCGACCUCGUAUGGUUCAGGUGCUAAGAUCCUUAGACAACGGUGAUCAACUAUAUGAUCUUUCAAAUGGGGUGAAAUAUGGUCAGAGCACUGUUUAUCAUUCUGGUCAGUAUAAUGAAGACAUUGCAAGAUUCAGAAAGAUGGUUAAUGGAAGCUUUGAUGAUUCCGAUUUUGAUAAUCUCAGCUCGGAAUUCCGUUCAACUGCUUCAAAAGAAAUGGUUGAACACAACUCUGCAAGGAUGUCACCUAGUGCAUCAAAUAGUGAUUCAGAAUUUAAAGAUCUCCACCACCAAAGGAGCCAUACCCAGAACAUGUCUUAAGGGACCACAUACUAUGAGCAUAGGCAUAGUGGAGUUCAGAGGCUGCUGGUUUUAAUCAAACUAAUUUUGCCAAACUUCUUCUCUUGAAACCAAAAAUAAUUUCACAAAAUCCCUCUUCGUUAUGCCGGCAUCAUCUUCCAGAGGAAUCAGGCAAAUUUUUCGCUUACAAAGAUGGGAAUCAUGACCUUCCAAACUUCCCAAUCCUUACCACCUUGAAAGUUGGGAAGAAUAUAGAGAUUGUAUUCGUUUGCCUUGUGCCAACCAAAAACAUUCUUUCUUUUGUACAUCGUCAGUUUUGUUGUUUUCUUUCUCCCAUUCUUUUUUUUCCUAUAGCGAGGGAGAUUGAAAGCUUGUAAAGUAUAAGUUUGUGGAGUUUACUUUUUAAUAUCUAUUGUUGUAGAUAUCUAUUAGGAAGAAUGAGUUUCUCACUGCAUUUAUGUUUUACGGCAGUGACCAGUGAACUGUUGUGAGUUGUGAAUAUGGAGCAAUUCUGAGAGAUAGUUCAAGUCAAGGUGUACCUACCAUUCAUGCUUGUAGUCCAUUUUUUUUUCUCUCGAAGUUGUGAAUUUGUAGAAAGCAAAUGAUGUUUCAAUGUUACAGAA